CUCUUCCUCUUCUCUGAUUCUCUCGCUUUCAUUUAAUCCAGGUUGGAUGUGGACCAUCUGAUACAAUCCCCAGCUUUUCAAGACUAACCAACUAUCUACCUACCUACUUAUCUAAUCCUCUUUCAAGAUGCUCCUGUCCCCUCUCUUCACACACCUGGACUCUGCGUCCAUCGUGCAGGGAUUGGCCGCCGGGGUAGUUGUCUAUGUUCUUGGCUUCAUUAUCUACAACCGAUUUUUCCAUCCCCUCAAGGAUAUCCCUGGUCCAUUCUUUGCCUCCAUUACCUCGCUUUGGUAUUUCCGAUCUGUGCGAGAUGGCAUAGGUGAGAAUUAUCAGCUUCCCAUCCAUAAGAAAUAUGGCCCGUUUGUCAGAAUUACCCCGAAUCAAGUUCAGAUCUCGGACCCCGCUGCUAUAGAAAUCAUCUAUGGUCCAAAAUACGAGUUCAUCAAGGGAGAUUUCUACGAGAAUUUCAAUCCUAAGAUCUCGAAGCGCCGUGAUCAUUUCACUGAACGAAAUGAGGUAGCACACACCAAGAGACGGAGGACCGUUGCACAUUUGUACACCCAGGCCGCCGUGUUGGAAUAUGAACCAUGUGUUGAUCGAUGUAUCGACCUGGUCUAUCAGCGUAUGGAUGAGUUUGCACAAAGUGGUGAGGUUGUGGAUAUGUCGGUCUGGUUGAGGAAGUAUACCUUUGAUAUCAUCGGCGAAAUCUUUUAUGGUCGAGAGGGCGGCUUCGGCUUUGUUCGAGACAAUAUCGACUACAACGGAUGGUGUCACCUCAUGGAAACAAUGCCCAAGCCGGUGGCUUCUCUGGUCAAUAUUCCAUACGGAUUUCAGAAUCUGUAUUUCUUGUCUCAAAUGCUAUAUCCACAGACGAGAGUCGGUGCCAAGGGCUUCUACACCGUCAUCGAUCAGGCACACGCCGCUGUCAAGCAGCGUCUAGAUGACGUGGCCGCAGGAAAACCUGUCAACCGCAACGACGUGCUCAGCAAACUACUCGACCUGGUUGAGGAAAAGGGUCAGGAGCAAGACUUUGGUAUCUUGGAUGUCACCACCGAGAUCUGGAACAUGAUCUGGGCCGGUUCCGACACGACAGCAGUGGCACUCACCUCCAUCUUCUACCAUCUGCACAAACACCCGCACACAUUGGCUAAACUUCGAGCCGAGAUCGAAGAUGCGUUUGCUCAGGGUAUACUCAAAUCUCCCAUCCGAUUCAAUGACGCAAUCAAGCUUCCCUACCUCCAUGCCGUGGUCCGCGAGGCAAUGCGCGUACACCCUUCCCUUGGCACUGGUCUUCCACGGAUAGUCCCAUACCCAGGCGUGGACAUCUGCGGGAAAUGGUUCCCCGGAGGAACUGAGGUGAUCAUGAACCAAAACGCCGUCCACUUCGAUCGCCAGGUGUUUGGCGAGGACAGUGAAGAAUUUAUCCCGGAACGUUGGCUUCGCGACGGCGAUCGGGCAGCAGCGUACAUGGAGCGUCACAUUUUGCAAUUUGGAUAUGGGAAACGCAUCUGCAUUGGAAAACACAUCACCAACACUGAGAUGUACAAGCUGCUCCCUACAAUCCUGAGAGACUUUGACUUUGAACUGGUUGGAAACAAGGAGUGGGAUGUAUAUCGAGGAUGGUUCCAUCACCAGAAAAAUGUCAAUGUCCGAGUCACGAGAAGAAAGCCAACAUCGGUGGUUUAGUUAUGAGGCAGUAUGACGGCAAUAGGAGUACAUAGUGGUCUUCGUAUAUAGGGGAGAUCUCGAUCAACGGGACAGGCUCUACGACUCUACUAAGUAAGUUACUCGAGAUUGGGCCCCCUCGAAGUCUUGCAUCGGGAGAUUCUCAGCAUCAACCAAGAUUUCUCCGAGCUUUCUCGAUCCUGUCAAAUCUACAGCAACAGAGCAUAGUUGAAUGAGAAGCAAAGUAGCCAAAGAUAGCCAAA
This is a messenger RNA of Exophiala mesophila, 1929 nucleotides long. RefSeq lists its product as uncharacterized. Gene Ontology annotation, molecular function: oxidoreductase activity, acting on paired donors, with incorporation or reduction of molecular oxygen; iron ion binding; monooxygenase activity. NCBI's taxonomy places the organism in Eukaryota, Fungi, Ascomycota, Eurotiomycetes, Chaetothyriales, Herpotrichiellaceae. The record is from RefSeq and is a predicted model, not a curated record. The transcript has 2 exons. Bases 128 to 1687 code for a protein of 519 amino acids.